Neurospora hispaniola is the source of this 906-nucleotide messenger RNA. RefSeq lists its product as uncharacterized. NCBI's taxonomy places the organism in Eukaryota, Fungi, Ascomycota, Sordariomycetes, Sordariales, Sordariaceae. Bases 72 to 749 code for a protein of 225 amino acids. The record is from RefSeq and is a predicted model, not a curated record. The transcript is spliced from 3 exons.
CAGCCACUCGUUCAGCGCGCGCGCAUCCAGCCCUCCGGGAUUAAUCACUCCUUGUCUUUUUGACCGCCACAAUGUCUGACAACAGUGUCAUCGGCUGCAUUCCCAUGCGUAACGGCAACGAGGAGCCCUGCGUUGUCAUGAACACUGAGGAGCCUUGCGUCGUUAUGCGUACCGAGAAGAAGGGCCGCAAGGUCAACAUGAUGCUGAUGGCCGCUGCCAUCUCUGCCCUCAGCGUUACCGGUGCCAACGCUCAGAUGGGUUAUGGCAGCGCGGGUGCCGUAGCUGCCUCCAGCUCUAGCGCCUCGGCUUGCAUUCCCAUUACUAUCACUGUCACGCCUUCGGUCAGCGCCGCUGCCGAUCAGACCACUGGCGAAGUCGAUGGGGUUCAGGGCAGCGCCUCUACCAGCGAGCCCAUGACUUACAUCACCAAGACUGCCGUUGCCACGUUGACCCAUACCACUACCUUCGUGAAGGCUACCCAGCCCGCCGGAAACCUGACGACCACUGCCACUCAGUACAAUGGCACCGCCACUAAGACAGCCAUCGCCAUGACCGGCACCGGCACUGGUGUUUCUUCUUGGGCCACCGGACCCUCCCACUCUGCGGCCAAUGGUACUUAUGCCUCUCCGACCGCCACUGCUGACCAUCCCCAGCACGCCGGCGCUGCGACCUCUUCCAGCGUCAGCUACACUCAUCUUGCGGUGGCUCUGAUUGCCUCUGCCGCCCUGGGUGCUGUCUUCGGCGCCUAAUUGACCUUUCAGGUUAUAGUAUCGCCGUCACACCCUAGGAUUUUGAGUGUCUCUCUCUUUCGAAAAGACAUUUCUUCUGUCUCGGUUGGAGUUUGGCUGGUUUGUUUUGGGCUUUCUCCUAACUGGAUCACUCGGUGUUUGGGAAGGAACAUGCCGG